This is a messenger RNA of Octodon degus (degu), 4878 nucleotides long. RefSeq names its product ETS proto-oncogene 1, transcription factor (gene Ets1). Gene Ontology annotation, cellular component: nucleus. The record is from RefSeq and is a predicted model, not a curated record. The transcript is spliced from 8 exons. NCBI's taxonomy places the organism in Eukaryota, Metazoa, Chordata, Mammalia, Rodentia, Octodontidae. Gene Ontology annotation, biological process: cell differentiation; regulation of transcription by RNA polymerase II. The coding region runs from base 300 to 1625 and encodes 441 amino acids. Gene Ontology annotation, molecular function: sequence-specific DNA binding; DNA-binding transcription factor activity, RNA polymerase II-specific.
GCGGCGCGGCGGAGAAGAGGGCGCGGGCGCGGCGCGGCCAAGCUGCACCCGAGCGCGCUCAUUGCUCCGCAAGUGCCAACUUCCCGGGACACAGUGCCCGGCGCGCAUCUUCCGGGCGCAGGGCACGCUCAACGGGAAUUUGAGGUUUGUUUGUCUGUUUUAGGAAGGAGAGUCGGAUUUUCGCCUCGUUCCCUUUCCCUUGUUAGCAGUCCCCAUUAAAGCGGAAAAAAAAAAAAAAUAACCAAAGCCAAGUGAAGGCAAACUUGCUCUCAUCCAGUCGGCCCCCCACUCCCGGCACCAUGAAGGCGGCCGUCGAUCUCAAACCGACUCUCACCAUCAUCAAGACGGAAAAAGUCGAUCUGGAGAUUUUCCCCUCCCCGGAUAUGGAAUGUGCAGAUGUGCCGCUCUUAACGCCAAGCAGCAAAGAAAUGAUGUCUCAAGCAUUGAAAGCUACUUUCAGUGGUUUCACGAAAGAGCAGCAACGACUGGGAAUCCCAAAAGACCCUCGGCAGUGGACAGAAACCCAUGUUCGGGACUGGGUGAUGUGGGCCGUGAACGAGUUCAGCCUGAAGGGUGUGGACUUCCAGAAAUUCUGUAUGAAUGGAGCAGCUCUCUGUGGCCUGGGUAAAGACUGCUUCCUUGAGCUGGCUCCAGACUUUGUCGGGGACAUCUUAUGGGAGCAUCUAGAGAUUCUGCAGAAAGAAGAUGUGAAACCAUACCAAGUUAGUGGAGUGAACCCGCCCUAUCCGGAAUCCCGUUAUACCUCGGAUUACGUCAUCAGCUACGGUAUCGAGCAUGCUCAGUGUGUGCCCCCGUCAGAGUUCUCGGAGCCCAGCUUCAUCACGGAGUCCUACCAGACCCUCCAUCCCAUCAGCUCAGAGGAGCUCCUGUCCCUCAAGUACGAGAACGACUACCCCUCAGUCAUUCUCCGGGACCCUCUUCAGACAGACGCUUUGCAGACCGACUACUUUGCCAUCAAGCAAGAAGUGGUCACCCCUGACAACAUGUGCAUGGGGAGAACCAGUCGCGGUAAACUCGGAGGACAGGACUCUUUUGAGAGCGUAGAGAGCUACGAUAGUUGUGAUCGCCUCACCCAGUCCUGGAGCAGCCAGUCAUCUUUCAACAGCCUGCAGCGUGUUCCUUCCUAUGACAGCUUCGACUCUGAGGACUACCCGGCUGCCCUGCCCAACCACAAGCCCAAGGGCACCUUCAAGGACUAUGUGCGUGACCGUGCUGACCUCAACAAGGACAAGCCUGUCAUUCCUGCUGCUGCCCUGGCUGGCUACACAGGCAGUGGACCGAUCCAGCUAUGGCAGUUUCUUCUGGAAUUACUCACUGAUAAGUCCUGUCAGUCUUUUAUCAGCUGGACAGGAGAUGGCUGGGAAUUCAAACUUUCUGACCCAGAUGAGGUGGCGAGGAGAUGGGGAAAGAGGAAAAACAAGCCUAAGAUGAAUUACGAGAAACUGAGCCGUGGUCUACGCUACUAUUAUGACAAAAACAUCAUCCACAAGACAGCAGGGAAACGCUACGUGUACCGCUUUGUCUGUGACCUGCAGAGCCUGCUGGGCUACAGCCCAGAGGAGCUCCACGCCAUGUUGGAUGUGAAGCCAGACACGGAUGAGUGACGGAUGUGGAAGGGCCGGGGCAACCCUUCUGAGACCUUUCAGAGAACAACUGUGUUGGUCGGACUCUUCAUUUUUAUUGUUAUUCUAUUUUUUAUUUUCCAGAACUCAUUUUUUUUUUUACAUUCAGGGGUGGGCGCUAAGGGGGCUGCAGCUGCAUUCCAUUGUGCGUGGCUGGAGGGGAAAGCCGAGACUUGCAGGGUGGCGGGCCCGAAGGUCUUCAGCAGAUUUUCAGGACAGAGAAAAAGGUGUUAGAAGCUCGAAGGAUCUGGCUUAAUUUUAAGGAAAGAAGCAACUAACAUUUCCAGUCAUUUUUAAAAUCAUCCAUGCCAAAAACACAUCUUGAAUUAUGGACCCACUUGCAAGAGAAAUGGUUACAUCCAUAGUACAAGACGGUGAAAGGCAAUUAUUUUGCUGUUGUUUUUGAAUCUGGGAGGGAAAAUUGAGGAGGGCGGGAUAAGAACAUUUGCUUUGAAGGACAGACUGAAAACCAAGGAUUAUUUACCUUUCACUCUGCUUUUUGGAAAAAAAAAAAAAAGAUGGACUUUAUGGGGAGGGGUCCAAACUGUUCUUGUGUUAAAAUUUAUUUUAUGAAAUUUUGUGCCAGUAUUUUUUUUCUCAAAAAAUAGUCUUAAGCUCUAAGGUGGUCUCAGUGUUGCAGUAUCAUGCAAGUUUGUUCUUAUUUGCUGGCUGAGGAGUUUGUCAUGCUGAAAGAAAACUGUUUAUAUAGACCCCAUUGGAAAAGCAAGCUCAGCCACUGAGAUCAGGGAUCCCCAGUCCAUGUGACUUGUAUAUGAAGGAAAUAUUAAUGCUGAUUUGGGUACAGGGGAACUGCGUGUGCAUUCCAUCUGUAAUUUUAGAAUAUUGCCACAGCCCUUGGCUUAUUUGUCAUUUAUGGAUUCUCGGGGUUAGACUUAAUGUUGAUCUAUGAAGCACUAAGUCUUUAAACUGAAUGUAUCUUGCAGCCCUGGGUUUGGACUAGAGUCACUGUAGGAGCACUGCUGACGUCACAGAAAGGAAAUUGAAGGAGGAAAGUUGACCUGGUUCUUGAUCAUUCUCUCCCUGUGACAUAGAUGACUUGGAAUUAAAGCUGUGUGCAUGGGCAUUACCCCCUCAGGUCUUAGGAAGCACAUCCCGGAUGCGUGUUGUUUGUUUCACACUGACACUUGACAGUUUCUCCUCUAUGUCUUACACUUCCAGUAGCCCACAUUUGUUGUCCCCUCCCCAAUAUUGAACAGAGAGAAACAAGCUUCCCGAUAGCUGACCGAAGGAGUGGACUUCUAACACCAAGGAGCUCAAGAGUGUAUACAUUCUGGGUUUUAGAAGCCACUGAUACUGAGGGAGCGUUUCAGUAUGGCAUGACUUGGCUGAUUUGGGGAAGCGAUGUGCAAGGCUUUCCCUUGAAGCUACAAGGGUAGGAUGUUGGAUGAGAUUUGCAAGCAGAGGAGGUGGUGCAGGUGAUGCCGGGCCUUGUGCUUGGACCUGUUGCCCUGGCAGAUGGUGAGCGAAGAGUAUUGGAGAAGGGAAGCAGAGGCAACAAGGAGGGAGCUUGAGUGAAUAAAAGGAGGAGGUCCGUGAAGUUUGGAUAAAUUUUUAGCUUUCCCCGAAUUUAAACACAGUCAUGAAAGACAAUUAUCUUUCUGCUGUUUGUGCGAUGCAUCUAGGAAGGAUCUUUGGGCCCAAACCCAGGAGCUAAGUGGUGAGGCAACGUGCCUGCGGUCAUUAGAAUUCCUCCCACCAUAGACAUGGGCAGUCUGAAGAUGACAAGGGACUGCCAUGAGAGAGGGCAAGAAACAGUGAAGGUGACUUCUCAGGGCUGGUCCUUUUGGGGAUUUAGCAAGAAACCAGAUGCACUAACUACCUUCUAGCAUAUCUUCCUGGUAUGCUGCUGCCUCGCAGAUCCCCUUGCAGGCCCUGAACUGACAGGCUCGAGGUCUGUGGUUCAGGAGGGUCCUCGUGCGGACCAGUUGGUGCAUCCGCAGUAGAGCGAAGGCAGAGGGAUUCCAGCUGUGUAUUUUGACCUACAGAUGCAGGUGCCUUAAAGAAGCUCUCCAAGUAUUACAGGAGCUGCUCAGGGAGUGUUAGGCGGAACUGUUUGGAUGACAUUGUUUUCUCUUAGAUAACGUGAUCUUUGUUGGGCACUGGUAAAAGGGGUGUGUGUGUGUGUGUGUGUGUGUGUGUGUGUGUGUGUGAUUUUUGUGGAGGUGCAAAACUGCAGCUGAAACAAUAUCUGAACUUUCUAGUACAGUCUUUUCCCAUUUCAGUGAUGGGUGAGAGCAGACCCAGGGCUGGGUUUCAGUCAUUGCUUACUGUUUACAGCCAGGCAUGAAAUUGCUUUCUCAGUCAUCAGCCUUUCCUGUAAAAUGUAUGCUAAACAGUCCCCGUCCCGGAGUCUGUCCAACCCUGCAGUCCACAGCAGACAAGGUGUCAGAAAGUGCCUCCACACGCUCCUCGCCCUGCUCUUGCUCCGCCGCCCUUUCUCCCUAUGUCCACCGCUUUCAGGAUUUGUAGCUAGUGUUUAGUACACACAGCUCCGUCCAUCUGGCCAUACGCUCCGCCCCUUUUGUCCAAAGGCCAGAGACCCUCCUAGGAAGAGUGGUGGGCGGCUUAUACACUGGAAAUGUAGCAGCAUUUGUUGCAUUGAUGCUUUUUGAAAACAUGUUAAUUUCAGAGGAAGGAGGGGCAAGUCAGGUCUAGCUUAUUUUCCUGGAGAUGCCUUAAUCUGUGUGGGUUUCGGCUGUCAGGCCCGGAGUCACUUGGUUCCUUUCCGCGUUCAGGGAAGGGACUUCCUACACAGAGCCCAACUACGGGCAGGGGACUGCUGGUGGACUUCCAAGAUGGACAUGCCCUUCCUCACCUUGCAGAUGAGCACUCUGGGUUUGAGAGCAUUAACCUGCCUGACCUUCAUGGGGAAAAUAUGUUUUCUCCUUUCUAGUCAUGCUGUGCAUGCUGCUUUCUCUGUUGGGGUCUAUAUAAAUUUGUUGAACUUUUACCUACAUUCCAAAGAAGUGUCAAGGAACCAUAAAUAUAUGUAUACAUAUACAUAUAUGACAUAUAUAUAUUGAAAUGAAAUUAUCUCUAUCAGGAACACUGCCUCAGUUAUUGAACUUUUUUUUAAGUAUACUUUUUUUUUUUAAAGCUGAAAAGUAUUGGAGUGAAAAAGAUGUUAUAUUGUGUUUGACUAUUUUCCAACUUGUAUUUUCAUAUAAUUUAUAUUUUUUAAAAGCUUAAAAUUUUAAAGCGAGAUUAAAAAAAA